Osmia bicornis bicornis is the source of this 1260-nucleotide messenger RNA. RefSeq lists its product as uncharacterized. The transcript is spliced from 2 exons. The record is from RefSeq and is a predicted model, not a curated record. NCBI's taxonomy places the organism in Eukaryota, Metazoa, Arthropoda, Insecta, Hymenoptera, Megachilidae. Bases 1 to 1260 code for a protein of 419 amino acids.
AUGUCUCUGAGCGAGGUUGCUCUCGCGGUUUAUGGGGCAUAUCUGUUUUUUAAUUUUCGGAAAAAGAAACAGAAAGCUACUAAGCGAUUGUGUAGGCGUAGCUUUUUAGAAGAAGGAUAUAGAUAUGGACAUGAUCUCCUUAAAGAAAUAAAUCUAGACGAUAGCUCAGGUUUUAGAAAUUUUGUACGGAUGUCCAAAAGUGAUUUUGAAAUUCUAUUACAAAAAAUUGGUCCAUUAAUCGGAAAAAAAGAUACCAACUUCCGUGCAGCAAUUCCUACUUCUAUAAGAUUAGUCGUAACACUGAGAUAUUUAGCUACAGGGGAUUCAUUUACUAGUUUAAUAUAUACGUUCAAAAUAUCCAAACAAUUAAUUUCAAAAAUCGUACCUGAAGUAUGUGAAGCUCUUAUUUCUACUUUAAAGAAUUUCGUUAAGAUUCCUGCGACAGAAGAAGAAUGGGAAGAAAUAUCGCAUGGAUUCAACGCCAGAUGGAAUUUUCCACAUUGUAUAGGGGCAAUGGAUGGAAAGCAUGUGGAAAUUGUGGCACCCGAAAAUAGCGGCAGUUUGUUUUAUAAUUACAAAAGGACCUUUAGCGUUGUACUUCUUGUAGUAAUAGACUCAAACUAUAAUAUCAUUUAUGCAGAUGUUGGUUGUCAAGGGCGUAUUUCUGACGGUGGAGUUUUUCAUCACGCGAUAUUAAGCAAAAAAUUAGAAAAAAAAGAACUCGCUUUACCACGUGCAGUACCUUUAAUGGGAAGAACUAAACCUACUCCAUUUGUAUUAGUGGCAGAUGAUGCUUUUCCACUAUCAACAAAUCUAAUGAAAGCUUUCCCCGGCCAUCAUGAUAAAUGUAGUCCUGAACGAAUUUAUAAUUAUAGACUGUGCAGAGCACGUAGAAUCGUAGAGAAUGUAUUUGGCAUUCUCUCAUCUAAAUUUAGAGUCUUUUUAAAACCUAUAGCUUUAAGUCCCAAAAAAGUUGAAAUUGUUACAUUGACAUGUAUUUAUUUACAUAAUUUUUUGCGUAGAAACUCUAUUGCAAGAAAUUAUUAUUCACCACCGGGAACAUUUGACAGGGACAAUUUAGAAAAUGAUACAAUUUUAGCAGGGAGUUGGAGGGCAGAAAUGGAAAAUCGUAAUAAUUUUAUUGACUUACAACAUAUUGCUAGAAGAGCACAUAAUCAAGCACAUGAAAUUAGAAAAGAAUUCAUGCAAUAUUUCAUGACUCCAAUAGGUUCAGUUCCAUGGCAAAAUAAUUAUGUGUAA